AUGAUUGGCGCUGGUGCAAUGAUUCUUUCGUACAUCACACUCCGCUUUGAAUUCUUCGUGCUAGGACACUUCAUGAGUGGUCUACUGAUGGCUCUGAAAGUCGUACUGUUCAUCUACAUGGCCGAAUGCAGUCCCGACGACAAGCGAGGAUUCACAUCAAUGGUGGUUAAUUCCGGUGCUGUAAUAGCUGUACUUGUUAUCACACCGCUCUGCCUUCCAAGUCUUGUCGGCUCCGACACCCUGUGGUAUGUGAUUCCAACAAUCUGCGGUCUGAUGGCAGUUGUUCACCUAUUAAUAGCCAUUCAUUUCCCUCAGAGUCCUAAGCAGCUGUACAUUCAGGAUGGUAAGGAAGAAGAGGCCAGAGCAGCGUUACAAUACUACUACGGCGAUCGUUACAACUUAGAUGAAGCAAAAUCGAGGAGAUGGAGACUGAGAGAACUUACGAGACUCACAAGAAUAUUUCUCUGA
Molecule: messenger RNA, 468 nt
Organism: Cooperia oncophora
Lineage: Eukaryota; Metazoa; Nematoda; Chromadorea; Rhabditida; Trichostrongylidae
Source: the annotation of a GenBank genome assembly